AUGCCGCGAUAUCGGCAAAACCACUGCUACGCGCCUGGGUGCCAAACAGGCUAUGUGUUCGUGAAGGGUGGGCCGAAGCUGUCGUUGUUUGGCGUCCCGAAGGAUGAGAACAGGCGUAAACAAUGGGAGAAGAACCUGCGCAGAGCGGACAAGCCCCUGGAAGACACCAGCGCAGUGUGCGAGCUCCACUUCGAGCCGCGUUAUGUGCUCAGAGACUAUGUGCAUAUUAUUGAGGGAAAAGAAGUGCGGAUACCUCGCGGGAGACCCAUUCUCCGCGCUGAUGCUGUGCCGACGCUUCUACCCAAUCUGCCAGCUUACCUUAGUAAAAAGCCGACACAAGAGAGGACCGCUCGCUGUGAAGAAUGUCCACAAGCGUCUACAUCUCCACCAUCUGCCAAUGUGAAUCAGUUUUACUUCAACCUAGAAGUGCCUUCACCAUACUGGAGUAAGCACAGUUUCCCUGGCCAUGCCGGUGUUGUAUACUGCACGGCCGCGUUGACCACUAAUGCCGAAGUGCUCUCCGAGAAGGUGGUAAUGUUUUCAGAGUCGCAAUGUGCCGCAUACUGCAAAGUGCUUGCUAGAGGCGUUUUGAUAAAGGAAGGGCCGGUGCAUACAAAAACGGAGGCCGAGGACGAGUUGCGAAAGACUGACCGGAUGCAGCUAUGUGCGGGUGCAAUGAGGCUCGAGGACUAUGAUGAAGCUCUCUUCACAACUAAGCUUAGGGACCACGUGUUGACGCGCCAAGGACUGUACUUCAGCAGGAAGUGCCUAGGCCAGGUGCCUAAAGAAGGAACGCCAUGCGUCUCCUGUCGGUACCUAAGGCGAGCUUUGUUGACACGCCGAAGCCGAGUGCAGCGUAGGAACACAAAGGCACGCCUCAACAUUGCCCAGAAACUUAAAACAGCAGUAAGAAGAAAUAAGCGCCUUUCCACCCGUCUCUCUGAUACAAGGGAGAGCCUUGCGAAACUGCAACAGCAAGCUGCAGCAAAAAAUGCAGAUGUUCUCCAGGAACAGAUUGGGAGCCUACCUACCCAUCAGCAAGAAGCUGUUAAACACUGCUUUGCAGCAGCUAAAGUGAAACCUAAUGGUCUUCGAUACAGCAAGAGCUGGCUUCUCGACUGCAUCAUAAUGAAGAUGAAGGGUCCCCGCUUGUACGAACACUUGCGUAAAAACAAAAUUCUUGCCCUGCCAAGCAAAUCAACUCUGAAACGUUAUGUAUCUGUUUACCGUACACUUUUUGGCUUCAAUGAGAAAAUCCUGAAGAAAUUGAAUAGUGAAACAGCGGAGCUCGACGUCAGCAAGAGGCACGGGGGAUUGCUCAUCGAUGAGCUGAAACUUUCUGAGAGCUUGUCUGUUAGGAGCAGUGGUACAAUUGAAGGCUUUGUAGACUUGGGCCCAUUUACCACACAAAAGGACAAGAGCACUCCAUCUGACCAUGGUAUGGUGGUACUUUUUGUUCCAUUCCAAGGAAAAUGGAGUCAGGUCAUAGGGUGCUUCGCAACGAAUGGCAACAUGAAAGCAGAUAUUCUCGCCAAGGUUGUUGUAGAGGCCACAAUACUAGCAGAAAAAAGUGGGCUCUUUGUCGAUUUCAUAACAACUGAUGGGGCAAGCUGGAAUCGAAAGAUGUGGAGGAUGAUGGGAAUACAUGCAACUGCUAGUUCGAUUAAGUGCAAGGUCCCCCCUUCUGACCCAAAGCGGCACUUGUUCUUCAACUCAGACUUUCCUCAUCUAAUCAAAUGCCUCCGGAACUCCCUGUUGAAGAGCGGCUUCAACACCCCAGCUGGCCAUGUAAGUUUCUGCAUGUGUAACAUGUAUCGCCUCUUUUAA
Messenger RNA from Rhipicephalus microplus (southern cattle tick), 1827 nucleotides. RefSeq lists its product as uncharacterized. NCBI's taxonomy places the organism in Eukaryota, Metazoa, Arthropoda, Arachnida, Ixodida, Ixodidae. The record is from RefSeq and is a predicted model, not a curated record.